Terrapene triunguis (Three-toed box turtle) is the source of this 3377-nucleotide messenger RNA. RefSeq names its product jumping translocation breakpoint (gene JTB). The transcript has 5 exons. Gene Ontology annotation, cellular component: cytoplasm; midbody; centrosome. NCBI's taxonomy places the organism in Eukaryota, Metazoa, Chordata, Testudines, Emydidae. Gene Ontology annotation, biological process: mitotic cytokinesis. Bases 154 to 582 code for a protein of 142 amino acids. The record is from RefSeq and is a predicted model, not a curated record.
CAGCCUGCGCCCUUCCCGUCAUGCCCCGCGCCGCCGUCGCCACUCUGGCCCCGCCUCUCGCUGGCAGUUCCCAGAAGGCCCCGCGCAGGCCAAGAUGGCGGCGCCGCAAGCAGGGCGAGGCGGGUGAGAGCGAGGUCGGGACCCCCCGUCGCCAUGGGGCCGCGCGCGCUGGGGCGCUGCGUCCUGCUCGCGCUCGGCGCCCUGGCCUGGAGCCUCAGGCUGGCAGAGGCGACGGCGUCGAGUGAGGCCAAGCGCUCAGUGAGCCCGCUGGUGGCCACGCUGUGCUGGCAAGCAGAAGACUUUGUCGUUGUUCAGGAUUGUGCCCCAUGCACGAUCUUCCAAGCAAAGACGAUGCCCGAGUGCAGCACGACUGGCUUCAUCGAGCAAAUUAACUGCGCCGUGUCCAAGAAGGAGGAGUACAGGAGCUGCCGCUCAGUGGUGACGGAAGCGCACAGCUUCUGGAAGUUCGAGGGGGCCAUGAUCUGUGUGGCUGUGGUCUUUGCCCUGUUGGUCAUGUGCCGCCAGAGGGUGCUGGACAGGAAGGCCCUGGAGAAAGUUCGCAAGCAGAUAGAGUCCAUUUAGUAUCUGUCGACCUCCCAGCAGCCCCGGUGCUGCCCACCUCCUCUGUCCUGUGCGGGGAACUGGGGCACGGAUGCUAAUCCCCUUUCCCGCUCCAGGGAGCUGCAGGAGGAGGAGACUGGCGUCAGACACCGAGAUCUGCUGUGUCCUGGCAGAGAGCACCUCUCUGACCACUUGGGAACGUGGUUCAGCCAACUCAGAGCCACGCCGAACGCCACUCGGCUUGCUCCUUGGAGACUCAGCAGCCGGCUGGGGGUUCCCCUCGGUCCAUCUCACCUGCCAUGCGGAGGGCCGGGGUCCCAUCCCUUCUUAGCCCCUUCUCUCCUGCCGUCAGUGCGCACGAGGAGUCCCUUUGUGACUGGCAGCUCCUGGUGGGAUAUGGGGCGUGUGCCCAGUGGGGGCUGCCACCUUGCAUCCCUCAGAAUUAACACAGCCCCCCUCCUUCCGCAGGUUCUGAGACAGUAAACCCUGAGCCUGGAUGCAGGAGCCGCCUCUGGGCAGCCAGUGCCCUGCUGUGCUGGCUGUCCAGCCCGAUGCAGUGAGGGAGGCAGUUGGUUAAUACAGGCCGCAGGCUGGGGCGGGACUUGCUGUCCAGUUCCUGCCGGAGCAGAGCGUGACCCUGCCUGGCUGAGGGGCAGCAAGGGACAGCGCAGCCCUCGAGCAAAGGAGGGACGCCAUUGGCAGCGGCUCCUCCGUUCCCUCAGGGUGACGUGUAGUGCCGGGCAGCUGGCUUGUCUGCUCAGGGAGUCCGGCCAGCCCUCUCCCUGCCCUGGGUGCAUCCGUCCCAUGACCCCAGAGCAGCAGGCCAGGUCCUGGCACACGCUUCCCUGCUGCUCCGUGCUGAUGCCGGGGCUGGUCUCGGGGGCACGAGGGGCUCGAAGCUUGUCCAGCCUGUUUGCAGUGAACUUAUCAGACUGGCCCCAUGGCUCUGCUUUAACGAGUGCCAGGGUCAGGGGAGAUGUGGGCACGGUUUCCUCUAGCUGGGUGACCGGCACUGCCUGCCUGUGAUGCAGCCGCCUGCAGGGGAUGGGGGAGCUGCUCCCCCCGGCCGGCUGUGGGGUUGCCGGGAUCCCUGUGGUAGGAAACUGCUGGGCUGGCCACUGUCCUGGAGUUGGGCUGAUGCUAUUACCCCUGCCAGCACAGCGCCUCCUGCAGGUGUAUAAGGAGCUCAGCCAGGCCUCUGGGCACCAAUGUGCCCUUCCUCCUAGGAACGCCCAGGUUAGCCGCUUCCCUCAUGUCCCCGUCACCCCGGUUCUAGGGCAGCAAGUCCUGGCCAAGCCAGCGUCUCUCCCAGCUGGGGGCCUGGAGCAACAGGCAGGGCAAAGAUUUGCCCUGGGGGCCUGGCGGUGUCCCCUGGGCUUAGGGCUUUGAUCAGUGUCUAGCUCCUGGGGUAAGUCCCAGCGCUGACCUCCCGCUCCGCUGGCCCAGUCUCCUGGGAACCACGUGUCUUGUCACACUGCGCCCUGCUGCUGCAGCUGAGCCUGUGCAGGGGCAGGCUGGGUGCAUGGGAGGGGAUGGAGGAGAUGUCUCUGGUGCUGGUAAUGGGCAUCAGUCUGAGCUCAGUGGUCCGUGUUUCUGUCCCAUCCUGCGGGCAAUGAUCUGAGCAUGCCAGGGAGCCCAUGUCACAGCUGUCACUAAUUACCCCCUUCAAAGACCAGGGAGCCAUGCCCCCUGCAGGUGGGUUCCCUCCAGUGCUGGCUGGGACCAGCUCCUCCUAAACUCCCUAGGGUAACAUUGAUUAAAGCGCCGAGUGUCGCCUGCUCCUGGCUGCACCUCGGGAAUGGCGAGGGGGAUGAAAGCUCCCAGCCAUGUUCUCUGGGCUGCCUGGGCUCACAGCAGGGUCGGGGCAGCCCUGCAGGGGGACAGAAGAGACUGACAUGGAUGUUUAGGAACUUCCCAACAGCCUGCUUGUCCCUGCCCCAGCCGGAGCGGGCUGGGCUGGGAUCUGGAGCGCCAUUUAAACAUCCCUCCCCCCAUGAGCUGGCCUAUCUGCGGCUGUUACCGGCCGGUGCAUGGAAGGGGCAGCGGGCCAAGCCCUCCCUCGGGCGCCCCGAACAUCGGCAGGGAGGGGAGCGUGGGCGCCGCUGGAGCUAAGUGGGAGCUGGGAUUCAGGCUUGUCUCCUGGGGCUGCCUUUGUGCUGAGGGAGGUUCCGUGUCAUUGCUCUGCGGGGGGGCAUGUCCUCCCACACGCCCAGCUGCUCCCCCCUCUCGCUGGAGAGCAGCCCCGUGCACUGCUGUACAGCACCCUCCAACCUCCCCCCAGCAGAGCGCCCCGCAACCAUCCCCCCGGUGCAGCUAGCAUCACUCCCUGUGGGACUGGCCCAGGAAGGUGCCCGACCGGCCCCACAGAGCUCCUGCUGCUCCCAUAAGGGGAGAGUUACAGCUCACGGCUCCCUCCCCCGCCCUGGUACCUGCAGCCCUCCUGUUCCGGUCCCCUUAGUGCUGCCCGGGGCCGAGCCCUGGGCUCAGUUGCUCCGUGGGGCUGAGGUGACUGACCCUUGGUGCCAGGCUCCAGGGCUGGUGACCUGGGACCCAGUGCUGCCAGGGGGUCUCUGGGGCAGACCCUCACCCAGGCCUGGCGGUUCCCAAGAACAGGCUGGCUCGAAUCCUCCCCUCUGCUCUCCCUCCAGUCUAGUCCCGCUGAGGUCUCAGGUCGCUGGGGGGGUGUCACCUGCCCGCUAGACAGAGGCUGCAGGUGGCCACGCUUGGCUCAGCUCGAACGGUUGGGGUUUAUUUUUUUAAAAGGCUUUUACAAAACUGAAUGGAACCAGGAAUGUCAUUAAAAAUCCUUCAAAGCA